Messenger RNA from Symbiodinium natans, 1683 nucleotides. NCBI's taxonomy places the organism in Eukaryota, Dinophyceae, Suessiales, Symbiodiniaceae. The record is from the annotation of a GenBank genome assembly.
AUGGCUGCGCAGCCGGCGCUGAAGGACUACGGCUAUGAAGAUCUAAAGGUCAUUGGUCGAGGCCAGUACGGGAAGGCGCACUUGGUUCGCAGUGAAGGCGACGAGCAGUACUACAUCGCCAAGACAAUUGACCUCACGUGCCUCUCGAGCAAGGAGCGGGAGACGGCAAAGCAGGAGGUAGCUCUUCUCAGCCGCCUCAAUCACCCCAAUAUCGUGUCUUACAAAGACAACUUCUUCAUGGGCGCCAACCAGGAUACCUUGGUCAUCAUUAUGCAGUACUGCGAAGGAGGUGAUCUGGCCACUUACAUCAAGGACAUGUUAAAGAAGAAGACCCGGAUCGAUGAGUACCAGAUCAUGCAUUACUUCGUGCAGAUUCUGCAGGCCUUGCAGUAUAUCCACGGCGAACGGAUUCUACACAGAGACCUGAAAACCUCCAACCUCUUCCUCAUGAAGAGCAAAUCUGUCGUGAAGCUUGGGGACUUCGGCAUCUCCAGGGUCCUGGAAGGCUCCAUUGAGGCGGCUAUCACCGUGGUUGGAACCCCGUACUACAUGUCCCCGGAGGUGUGCGAAAACAAGCCGUACACCUUCAAGAGCGAUGUGUGGUCUCUGGGGUGCUGCCUUUACGAGCUGUGCAUGCUGAAGCAUGCUUUCUCUGCCGACAACCUUCUGGGGCUUGUGUACAAGAUUGUGAGCGACAAGUACGAGCCAAUCCCCGAGCGCUACACGCCACAGCUCAACACUUUGAUUCAGCGCAUGUUGGAGAAGACUGCAGAGCAGCGACCAAGCGUGAGGGACCUCCUCGCCGAUCCGUAUGUGCAGUCUUUCAUGAAUGCGGCCGUGCAGAAUCGCCACAGUCAGAGUGCAACUGAAGGGCCAACUCCUUCAGGCGCAGGCGGCAUCACCUUGCCGCGGAGCUCCGGCAGUGUACGGUCAGGAGGCGCGCCGCCUCGACCGCCCAGCUUCCCACCGGCCGAAGUGCAAUGCGGCAUUCGGCCCGGACAGAAGCAAGUCCGACAGACUGGCAGAACUGCCGCGUCACGCGCGGCUGCGCGGGCUUCAGAGACGCCCAAAGAGGCGGCGGCCCGACGUAAGCGCGAGGCGGCAGAUCGCAAGGCAGAGCAAAUGAAAAUGGCGGCAAAGCAGUCGAUGCACAACAAGACGGUUGCAAGACAGAUGCGGGAAGCAGAGUUUCAGACAACGCUGGCCAGCGGUCUCGGCGCUGCUGUGACAAGCCCAAGUCCGCCGUCCCCUCCGCCCAGUGGUUUUGGGGCUGGAGGACAUGCUGCCACUAGCGGGGUGAGUGCCAGCCCAAGCCCGACAGCCAGCCCGAUGCACUUCGACGAUGAUAUCGACGAGGACGAUCUGCCUCUCGAAGAAAUCGACGAAAGUGACUACUCCGAAGAGUAUGAGGAUGACUUUGAAGAUGAGCCGUAUUCAGAGGAGGAGCCCGUCAUGUCUGACAUCGAGGAGGUCUACAUGGGCCCGGGUGCAGGUGCUUUGUCCAUCGUCCGUGAAGAAGAAGAUCUCUCAAGGGUGAUGAACAACUAUGAGCAGGAUCUGGCCAGGAACUCCGGCUCCGCCUCCCCUGCUCCUUCACCGACCCUUCAGCCGCAGCUCGGCUGUCAGCCAAGGAAUUUUAUGCGCAUUGCAGCGUGUUUCCUAAUCAUCCGUGCGUUCAUCUAA